AAUGCCAAUUCAAAACUUUCACGGGUCUCAAACGUCCGUUUUCCUCCGAUCUGAAGCCCUUAAAUACUACGCUCCCCUCUGCAUCUCCUUCGUAUAUCUCACGGAUUUCGUCGGUGAUCGACGGUCUCCAUUUUCAAACGAUCUCCGUCACUACUGCAAUCGCCGGCCGAAAUCAUUAAUCAAGAUGGGGUUGUCAUUUACCAAGCUUUUUAGUCGCUUGUUUGCUAAGAAAGAGAUGCGUAUUUUGAUGGUUGGUCUCGAUGCAGCUGGUAAAACCACAAUCUUGUACAAGCUCAAGUUGGGAGAGAUUGUUACCACAAUUCCCACUAUUGGAUUUAAUGUGGAGACUGUUGAGUACAAGAACAUCAGCUUCACAGUUUGGGAUGUUGGUGGUCAGGACAAGAUCCGACCUUUGUGGAGGCACUACUUCCAGAACACACAAGGGCUUAUCUUUGUGGUUGAUAGCAAUGAUCGUGACCGUGUUGGGGAGGCUAAAGAUGAGCUCCACAGGAUGCUUAAUGAGGAUGAACUAAGAGAUGCGGUGUUGCUUGUGUUUGCCAACAAACAAGAUCUUCCAAAUGCCAUGAAUGCUGCUGAGAUUACUGAUAAACUUGGCCUCCAUUCUCUCCGACAACGACACUGGUACAUUCAGAGCACAUGUGCUACCUCUGGAGAAGGUCUAUAUGAAGGUCUUGAUUGGCUUUCCAAUAAUAUUGCUAACAAGGUAAAGCCUUUACAUGUUUAAAUCAUUAUCAUUUUCUUAAUGCAAGAAAUAGUAAUUAACUUUCCUUCUUUUUUUUUAAUUACAUUGAGAAAUUUAACUAAUCAUAGCAAUGUCAUCCGAGUACAAAACAAUUUUCACUGCUAUAACUGGUAGAUUUUCAAAUUAUGGUGUUUUAAAAUGAUGAAAAUUGAAAGUAUAAUGCUACAAUACAAUCUUGUUAUGUUGUGAUCAUUUCCUGAUGUAAUAUUGAUUUUUUUUUUUUAUAUAUCAGGCAUAAACAGGAGUUGGAUUGUCUUGGGUUAUAGAUGUUUCUGGAGCUCCGUGUUAGUUUGUUUUGAGUUUUAAAAUUUUU
This is a messenger RNA of Lactuca sativa (garden lettuce), 1076 nucleotides long. The record is from RefSeq and is a predicted model, not a curated record. Lineage: Eukaryota; Viridiplantae; Streptophyta; Magnoliopsida; Asterales; Asteraceae.